Messenger RNA from Alternaria alternata, 1467 nucleotides. Its product is annotated as aldehyde reductase. The transcript has a single exon. Bases 232 to 1293 code for a protein of 353 amino acids. Gene Ontology annotation, molecular function: oxidoreductase activity, acting on the CH-OH group of donors, NAD or NADP as acceptor. Lineage: Eukaryota; Fungi; Ascomycota; Dothideomycetes; Pleosporales; Pleosporaceae. The record is from RefSeq and is a predicted model, not a curated record.
CUUGACUAGGUUCGUACUAACACCACCAUAUGCCAUUGCAUUAUGCUCCGAAGCGGGCAAACACCACGAUCGGGUCAAUAUGGCAUCCGACUGUAGAGUUAUAAGUCGACAUGAUCGUCGAUUGGUGAGAGCAAUCAUUCAGCAGCAACGACAUCGCUACUUCAAUUCUCACUCAAUUAUCAAGCUCCUCACCUUGCGAUUCAGCAAUCGCUCCAGACCAUAUCGACAGUCAUGUUCAAUCCAACGACCGCCCGUCUGCCUCAGGGUAGCACCAUCUACAUCACUGGUGUGACAGGAUACAUCGGCGCCUGGAUCACGCAGUAUGCUCUCGAACUUGGGUACAACGUCCGCGGCGCAGUUCGCUCUCUCGAGAAAGCAGCUUGGCUACAGGAGCAUUUUAACUCCAAAUUCGGGCCAGGGCGAUACACCCAAGUCCUCCUCCCAGAUUCAUCUGACUUGAAGGCGUUCAAAGAGGGUAUCAAGGGCGUUCAAGGUAUUGCCCAUGUCGCAGUCAAUACCAACCGUUCUACCGAAGCCGAACCCUAUAUUCCCGACAUGGUCAAUGAAACCAUCAACAUCCUGAAGGCCGCUCAAGCAGAAGCAUCAGUCAAAGCCGUUGUCUUCACUUCCACUGCUUUGGCUUCCUCAGCCUGGGGCGAAAAAGGUCAUUUCAAGGAGUGGCAAUACAAUGAAGACUUCAUCAAGUACGCCUACGAUCCCAACUUUCAGCACCCUUCGAAGGGUUUCAUCGUGUACGGUGCUGCCAAAGCAAUGUCAGAGAAAGCAGCAUGGAAGUACAUGCAAGACGAAAAGCCGCACUUCACUUUCAACACUAUUCUCCCAAAUGCCAACUUUGGACCCUCGCUAGUUUACGAGAAGCAAGGACAUGCUUCUACAGGAGGCUUUCCUAAAGCCGUCUUUGACGGUGAUGAAGCCAUUGUCAAGGGCGUGGUACCCAUGUAUCAUAUCGACGUUCGCGACGAUGCGAGGCUGCAUGUCGCUGCUCUCGUCGACCCGCAGACGGCUGGCAGACGGCUGUGGGGAUAUGGCGAGCCCUUUCAUUGGAACAUUGUACUCGGUAUAUUCCGCAAGCUUUGGCCUCAGAGAAAGUUCCUCGACGAUGUUCCAGGCUUAGAGUUGGAUGAUAGUGUGCCGCCGACCGAGGGCGCACUUAAAGCGCUCAAGAAUGUGUUCGAUCAAGAUGGUUGGACUUCGCUUGAGAAUUCUCUGAAGGACGCUGGGCUAGAUCGGGAACCACCAGCUGGGUCGCAGAAGAUAGAUAUCUUCAAUUAAAAGGAAGAAACCAGGGCGAUGAGAGUGGUGAGCGUUGGCGGAGUAAGGCGAUGUAGAUCAAAGCGAGUCUGAUCGCAUGCGCGAAAGGAUAUCGUUGAUCUACAUCCCAUCUCCUGUCUCAAUUCACCGCUGUCUGUUUGGCUAGCUACAAUGAAUUAUGUUUGUCAUUUGGAC